GUGCACUUAUGUUUUUUAUCUUUUAAGGCCUGCAUAAUGAAUUCAACAGGAGGCCAAUUAUUCUUCAUCAGAGACACGUUUACCAUGGCCUUCGUGAAGAACUUCAUUGUAGUCCUGGUGUGGCUCCUUCUCAGCUACAUCAAUGGCAGCGUCGUUGCCACCUUCUUCAGACACCAGAUCUUUUAUGAAGACCCUCGCUAUAUACUUUUCAUACACAUGGUGAUUAAUGACGCAGUGCAGCUCACUGUAACCAUCGCUCUGUUUGUGGUCAGCUACAUCUUGUACACUAUCAGUGUAGGAGUGUGUUGUUUCUUUAUCCUUGUGGCUGUGUUCACCACCCGCAGCACGCCUGUCAACCUGGCCGGCAUGGCGAUCGAGCGUUAUAUCGCGAUCUGCUAUCCUCUGCGUCAUGCGCAGAUCUGCACCGUGCGCCGCGCGUACAUUCUCAUAGCGGCAAUUUGGUUAGUAUCCGUGCUUCCUGACAUCACUGACCUUUUCGUGACUUUAGGCACAGAGCCUUUGAGUUUCUUCCAAACGAAUGUUUUUUGUCUCAGGCAGAAUGUGUUCAAAGACCCUGUGCUACUGUACAAACGUCAGGCGUUCGACGGCAUUUAUUUCUCGCUGGUGUUCCUUACGCUGCUGUGCACGUAUCUGCGGGUCGUGUUUGCGGCCCGCGCGCUCUCCACUGAGAGAACUUCAGCCAAUCGCGCGACCAACACUAUCUUGCUCCAUGGGGUUCAGUUGCUGAUGUGCCUGCUGUCCUAUGUGUCUCCAAGUGUGGAGGGCAUACUGAACAUCAUCUUCCCGGGACGCAUCCUGGAAAUCCGUUUCGCCAACUAUCUAAUUGUCUAUAUUUUGCCACGCUUUUUGAGUCCAAUCAUAUACGGAGUGCGGGAUAAAAAGUUCCGCAAGUAUCUGAGGAGGUAUUUUGUGUGUGGUCUCACUAAAAUAGACACGAGAGUAGAGUGUAAAGUUGAAGAACAUUAAAAGGAUCUGAAACAAUAUUCCUAAUAUUAUAAUGUGCCAAGUGUUUGGAAUCCUAGUCUGGACUGUAAAAGUGUGCUUCUGAAAAUGUGUAUGAUCUGUAAAAAAGUGUGCUUCUGAAAAUGUGUAGACAACCCCAACUUUGGUUUAUAAAUGUUUAGUUUUGAAUCAUUCUUCAUGUUUUGUUUACUGGAGAUGUGCAGA
Carassius carassius (crucian carp) is the source of this 1188-nucleotide messenger RNA. RefSeq names its product odorant receptor 131-2-like. Bases 37 to 987 code for a protein of 316 amino acids. Gene Ontology annotation, biological process: G protein-coupled receptor signaling pathway. Lineage: Eukaryota; Metazoa; Chordata; Actinopteri; Cypriniformes; Cyprinidae. The transcript has a single exon. Gene Ontology annotation, cellular component: membrane. The record is from RefSeq and is a predicted model, not a curated record. Gene Ontology annotation, molecular function: G protein-coupled receptor activity.